This is a messenger RNA of Drosophila teissieri, 473 nucleotides long. RefSeq names its product cytochrome b-c1 complex subunit 6, mitochondrial (gene UQCR-11L). Lineage: Eukaryota; Metazoa; Arthropoda; Insecta; Diptera; Drosophilidae. Bases 126 to 386 code for a protein of 86 amino acids. The transcript has a single exon. The record is from RefSeq and is a predicted model, not a curated record. Gene Ontology annotation, biological process: mitochondrial electron transport, ubiquinol to cytochrome c.
UUUCCACAAGUAUAUAGUAAGCCUUGCAAGUGGGAAAUCCUUAGCUCUCAGUUUUUUCGAAGUGAGAGUUAGCUGAUAACAUUUCCUACAAUUAAAAUUUGUCAUAUAUCCUGGAAGCUAUUGGUAUGGCGUUUAAUAGCUGGUUUUCGCUGCCUGUCGUCAAGGCCGAUGACGACGAUAAGGAGUUAGUUGAUCCGCAAGCAGCCCUUAGGGAGAAGUGCCAGGCCAAAGGUCACAUUGGGUCCCUGUACAACAAGUAUCAAGAGUGCAAUGAUCGCGUGAAUGGCAAGUCGAAAACAACUGAGACGUGCAUGGAGGAAUUGUUCGACUUCGUUGCUGAGUUGGAUCAUUGCGUUGCUCACAGUCUUUUCUCGAAACUAAAAUAAUUUCAAAUUCAAGAACGAAUAUUCGCGAUAAACACUGCUUUAAAAUAAAAUUGGCAAAUAAAUAAAGGUAUCAAUUCAAAACGAAAA